This is a messenger RNA of Sciurus carolinensis (gray squirrel), 3220 nucleotides long. It is a transcript of the gene Trim41, whose product is annotated as tripartite motif containing 41. The coding region runs from base 304 to 2190 and encodes 628 amino acids. The record is from RefSeq and is a predicted model, not a curated record. The transcript is spliced from 6 exons. Gene Ontology annotation, molecular function: zinc ion binding; protein binding. Gene Ontology annotation, cellular component: nuclear body. NCBI's taxonomy places the organism in Eukaryota, Metazoa, Chordata, Mammalia, Rodentia, Sciuridae.
CGGGGGUUUAUGAGGAGGCCGGGGGAGCGUUGGGGCAGAUUUGCACUCAGGGCCACCUGAGGGACUUGUCGGUGGUUCUCAGCUCUGUCCCUUCCACUCGUAGAGACACGGUUGUCGUCUGGGAGUAGGGAACUCUUUGGAGGGGUGGGUUGUCGGGAGGACAUUUCUCUGGCAGCGCUUGAGGCAAGGUGUGGAGGGGCAGGACUGGGGGUGGGGCCGGGUCGCCAGGGCGUCUGUGAGGGAAGACCCCCGCCCCCCCCGAGCCCCCCACCGCACAUCUACACUGGCUGACUGGACACUAAGAUGGCUGCCGUUGCCAUGACACCCAACCCUGUGCAGACCCUUCAGGAGGAGGCGGUGUGCGCCAUCUGCCUCGAUUACUUCACGGACCCGGUGUCCAUCGGCUGCGGGCACAACUUCUGCCGAGUGUGUGUAACCCAGUUGUGGGGUGGGGAGGAUGAGGAGGACAGGGAUGAGUUGGACCGGGAGGAGGAGGAGGAGGACGGAGAGGAGGAGGAAGUGGAGGCUGUGGGGGCCGGCGGGGGGUGGGACACCCCCAUGCGGGACGAAGAUUAUGAGGGCGACAUGGAGGAGGAGGUCGAGGAGGAAGAGGAGGGUGUGUUCUGGACCGGUGGCAUGGGUGGGUCCAACUGGGACAACAUGGACUACGUGUGGGAGGAGGAGGACGAGGAGGAAGACCUGCACUACUAUUUGGGGGACAUGGAGGACCUGAGGGGGGAGGACGAGGAGGAUGAGGAGGAAGUGCUGGAGGAGGACGAGGAAGAGGAGCUAGACCCCGUCACCCCACUGCCCCCGCCUCCAGCCCCUCGGAGGUGCUUCACCUGUCCCCAGUGCCGAAAGAGCUUUCCUCGGCGGAGCUUCCGCCCCAACCUGCAGCUGGCCAACAUGGUUCAGGUGAUUCGGCAGAUGCACCCAACCCCUGGUCGAGGGAGCCGUGUGAAUGAGCAGGGCAUCUGUCCCAAACACCAAGAAGCUCUGAAGUUGUUCUGCGAGGUGGAUGAAGAAGCUAUCUGUGUGGUGUGCCGAGAAUCUAGGAGCCACAAACAGCACAGCGUGGUCCCACUGGAGGAGGUGGUACAGGAGUACAAGACCAAACUGCAGGGGCAUGUGGAACCUCUUAGGAAGCACCUGGAGGCUGUGCAAAAGAUGAAGGCCAAGGAGGAGAGGCGGGUGACAGAGCUAAAGAGCCAGAUGAAGGCAGAGCUGGCAGCUGUGGCCUCAGAGUUUGGGCGACUCACACGGUUUCUGGCUGAAGAGCAGGCAGGGCUUGAACGGCGCCUCCGAGAGAUGCAUGAAGCUCAGUUGGAACGUGCUGGAACAGUGGCCAGCCGCCUUGCCGAACAGGCUGCCCAGCUGAGCCGCCUGCUGGCUGAGGCUCAGGAGCGGAGUCAGCAGGGGGGCCUGAGACUGCUACAGGACAUCAAGGAGACUUUCAAUAGGUGUGAAGAGGUACAGCUGCAGCCCCCAGAGAUCUGGUCCCCUGACCCGUGCCAACCCCAUAGCCAUGACUUCCUGACAGAUGCCAUCGUGAGGAAAAUGAGCCGGAUGUUCUGUCAGGCUGCGAGAGUGGACCUGACGCUGGAUCCUGACACGGCUCACCCAGCCCUGAUGCUGUCCCCUGACCGCCGGGGGGUCCGCCUGGCAGAACGGCGGCAAGAGGUUGCUGACCAUCCCAAGCGCUUCUCGGCUGACUGCUGCGUACUGGGGGCCCAGGGCUUCCGCUCUGGUCGGCACUACUGGGAGGUAGAGGUGGGCGGGCGGCGGGGCUGGGCGGUGGGUGCUGCCCGUGAAUCAACCCAUCAUAAAGAAAAGGUGGGCUCCGGGGGGUCCUCUCUGGGCAGCGGGGAUGCCAGCUCCUCACGCCAUCACCAUCGCCGUCGCCGGCUCCAUCUGCCCCAGCAGCCCCUGCUCCAGCGGGAAGUGUGGUGUGUGGGCACCAACGGCAAACGCUACCAGGCACAGAGCUCAACAGAGCAGACACUGCUGAGUCCAAGUGAGAAACCACGGCGCUUUGGUGUAUACCUGGACUAUGAGGCCGGGCGCCUGGGCUUCUACAAUGCGGAGACUCUAGCCCACGUACAUACGUUCUCAGCUGCCUUUCUGGGCGAGCGUGUCUUCCCUUUCUUCCGGGUGCUAUCCAAGGGCACCCGCAUCAAGCUUUGUCCUUGAUCAGCCUACCACCCGCAGGGGCCCCUCUGGUCAGCACUGGGGGGGCGGGUGGUGGUGGAUGGUGGCCCGUAAGUUUGGGGGCUGAAAGGCUCCUCCCACGUUUGUUACUGCGUUGCUUCCUGCUCCCCCUUGACCCCAGGCCCCUGCUUCUCCCUCUAGGAGCCUAAAGAACCUUCCUGGCCUCAAGCUCGGCCUACUCUCACCUACUGUCUGUCCAACAGGUCUGCAUGGGUCCCUGAUAAUGAGAACAGCUGCCUGGUCUUCCCUUCCUGUCUGCCUAGCCCAGUCCAGCCCUGGGGUCUAACUUUGGGGGAUGAGAACUGAUUGUAAUUUCAUUCUUUUUUUCCCCACCCCUACUCUUAAACCUUUUCAGUUCUGAGGCUGGAAGGUUUGGGCAAGACUCAUAACAUCCCCAUUCCAAUUCCAUCUUCUGGUGCAAUUUUUAGCUAAGGAUUUGGAAGUUGUUUCAGGGAGGCAGGCUGGGCAAAAGGGUAGAGCUGGGUAAAGAAAUGUCUACUCUCCUGGGGAAAUUGGAGGGAUUCUAAAACUUUCCUUCCAUCCCCAAUUUCUACCUCCAUAGACCGGCCAGAAUUUAGCUUCAGUGAGAGAUCUGGGAUGGUCAACAUGAUUGAAACUACAUACCAUUACAUCACCCAAUAAAUUAUUUUCUCCCCCUUUUCCAACACUGAAUCUAGGAGCAAAGCUCAACUCACCCUACCCCUCUGUCUUUUCACACUGCCAGGCUUCUUUAACCCUUUGUUCAAUGGAGUUACUUUUGUCAGUUUCCAGCCUUUCCCCAUUCUUUUUAGUUUCCUCCAUUUGGCAAAGCCUGAUGGGGAGCCUGGGGACAGGGACAGGGGUUUGGAUCCCCGGGAGGAGAGCCUUGGGUAUAAUCUAUUUUUCUAGUAACCCCUUGCCUUCUGUCACUUAUCAGCUUUUGUCCUCUGCUUUGAUGGCUGAGGUCAAUUCAUGUUCUUGGGGGAAAGGGAAGGUGGAUUGUGUUGCAGAAAUAAAAAUGUUUAUUUCCUUC